This is a messenger RNA of Chaetomium fimeti, 3830 nucleotides long. RefSeq lists its product as uncharacterized. The transcript has a single exon. The record is from RefSeq and is a predicted model, not a curated record. Lineage: Eukaryota; Fungi; Ascomycota; Sordariomycetes; Sordariales; Chaetomiaceae. The coding region runs from base 386 to 3817 and encodes 1143 amino acids.
CGAACAGACCAACCAAAGCGAGGUUGGAAUCCAGAUUCCGUGACCCUGUUCCUGCCAAGCCGACACAGACGCUAAAUUGAGGACAUGUUUGGGGGCCACUGAGGGGGAGAACAUGGGAUCAAAGAAGUACCUACUGUGGAAGGUAAGUACCCAAGUAAGCAGGUUCAAAGUUGAAAGAACGUUGACUCACGCCGUGCUACAUGUGUGGUGCGUCAUUGCCGUCCUCACCAACGACUUCUCGUCUAUAAAAACAAAACGGCAGGCCCCCUCCAGAGUAGAUUGUUUUUUUCCGUUUCAUUCUUCUUCUUCUUGGUAUCACUCGCCAAUACCAUCUCUCCUCGUUCAUCACUGACUUGCUCAUCCCAUACAUCUUCUCCCACUGGGGAUGCCCCUGAAAAACAACCGAUACACCAAGCUUACCCGCCUAUUUUCGAGAUCUAAGACUACCAACAUGGCGACUACCGAUAAUAUGGCUACCGACAACUCGGCUGCCGCGCACCCAGAGUACGAUCUCUUGAUCGUCACCGAUGCUACGGCCUCGAUGAAUUCCUUCCUCAGGUCGCUCAAGAGCUCGUUGAACGACAUCAUCCGCAUCUCGGCUACAACCGCCUGCUUUUCUCGAAUCGGUGUUCUCGGAUACAGAGACUACCACAGCGGCAUGGCAGUCACCGAGUGGUCUGGAUGGCACAGCCGCGAUGCCCAAUCGGAGGUGUCUGGGGCGGGAUUACUGGCCUUCGUCGACGGACUCAAGACUGGGCCCGGUGUUGACUGGCCCGAAGCGGUGAAGACCGGCCUUGCUCUCGCCUAUCAACUCAUGCGCCCGACGGCGAAGACGAUCAUCCUGAUGUAUGCCGAUGCCCCCCCGCACACGGAGCUGACAGGAGGCUUGUGGCAAACGGAACUGGACAAGCUCCGCGAGCCCGGGGUUUACGGCGGGAAUGGGAAGCUCUUUGAGGACUGGACCUCGAUCUCCCGAACCCUGAGCGAAGGCGAGAAACAGGCACAAGUGUUCAGCAUCAUCAAAUCGAACAACUACGGGUUAACCUACGAACCCGAUCCCAUGUUUCUGUACCUCUCGUCGUGCACCGGGGGCGUCUGCAUGGCGCUCCGGGCGAGCCCAACGCCGACCACCAUUUCCGAGGUGACCAUCGGCCUUCUGUUAGCUUGGAUGGGUGCGACCAAGCAGGGCGCUACACUGGACACAAGGGCCGUCGCUGACCACUUACGCUACCUCGACGGCAGCAAGGUCAACCAGCUCACGUCGGAAAAAGACGAAACCGGCGUUCGUUAUCUGCCCAUUUCCACCGCAGCCGCUGACGAGCACGCUCUCAGGGCUAACAUCGCUCGCCUUGGGGUCUCACUGGAAACCAUGUCCCAGGUCGUCCCGACCCGAGAGCCCCCGGUCAUGGACUUCGCCAAGAGGUACAAGGCUGACCCCGAAUAUCAGGGGAUCGUCAUCGAGCAGCUGACCGACAUCAUCGAGUCCGACGUGUCCGCCCUUGCCGUCAACCCCGUCUUCGGUGCGCUCUGGAGGACGGUCUGCAACGACCGGCUCAACCCUGCCCGCGAUGGGCUGAUCACUAAAUUCGGCUUGGAGGUUGACAGGAUUGCGGAUGCGAGCAAGAAGGACCGCUUGAAGCAGUGGUUGGAGGAGUCGUACGACUUCGCGGCAGAGAUUGCCGAGAUGAUCGGGGCGGUGCCGGAGGAAUCCCGGUAUCCAUGCGUCUUCCUCGACCCCACGGUGCGGUUCGCGCCCGCCGAGGAUGCAGAAGAUGACACGGAGAACUCAAACUCGAUGGAGUUCUCGCGCGACGAGUUGCUAGAGAUCGGGCGGUCCUGCGACUACCGCAUUCUGCGUCGACUCGGCCGCAUUCUCACCCGCCUAACGUACGUGAACUCGAAGGAGGACCUCCCUGCCCAUGUCAAGGAUGUCUCGGAAACCGAGCUUCCCAAGAUUCCCAUCGUACUGGCGCAGCCUGAACACAAGAGAAAGUUCUGGAAGGCACUUCUGCACACAGUCCUUCCUGGGACCAUGCUGGGUGCCCGCCCCGCAGCGUUGUUGGCAGCCCUCAGCGUGCGGAUGGGGAUCAAGCCCCUUGAGGAGGCGGCCUACACCGAGCUUAUGGCUUGGCGGGACAACUGGAACACACUUGAUGUCCCCGAAACGUGGAGCUUGGGCUGUCUCGGCCUUCUUCUAGAGGCCGACAAGAAGCACCGGCAGCUGGCGGUGGAAACCCAAUCAGCCGUGACAGGCGGUGAAACCGUUCUGAAGGAAGAGGAUCGCAAACUGUUUGAGACCCUCGUCGACUACAAGCUGCUGGAGAUGAACCUGUCUACGACGCUCACGGCAGAGGUUGGCUGGACCCCGAACAAGAGCAAAGCGCCUCUAGGGCCGGUUGUAACCUGUAACGCUUGCGAGUUCCCCCGAUCAGUGACGGUUAUGGCCGAAGAUGGCAUGUGCGGGCUGUGCUCGGCAGCUCGCGAGAUCGAGGACAAGGAAUCACGGGAGGCCCUCGUGAAAGGGGGCGUGUCUAGUUCCGAUAACAGCAGCACCGCAAUAGCCUGGAACGAGUGCUCCAUGACGGACUGCAGGGCACAGUACGUGUUGUACCACCCGGAAAGCCUCAAUGUCCGUCCCAAGUGCCACUACUGCCGACAAGUCGGCAGAACUUCUCAGACGGACCCCAACUACAAGGCCCUCACAACUGCCCCCUGCGUCACCUGCAUCCAAUGCACCAACCGCAUCAUCUGGCCCGUCGCCUACCGCCCAUCCUCCUUCGACGAAUCCACCUACAAAUGCUCCGCCUGCACCUCGGGCGCCAACCUCACCAUCACCACCGUCGAGACGACCGCGUCGUCACUCGCCGAGGAGAACGGCACGGCCUGGCUCCUCCGCAACGACGACGCCACCAUCCCCACCCCCUUCACCAACCGCUCCCUCUACCGCACCAUCAGCACCCUCCCGGACCCCGCCACCCGCACCACCCUCAUCCCCACCAACGUCGCCAUCCUCCCGCACACUCAAACCACCCUCACCCACCGCGGCAAACCAAUCCACAACACCCCCCACCUCCUCUCCACCCUCACCUCCUGGAUCACCGCCCGCCGCGCCCAAGCCGGCACCUGCACCCUCUGCUUCACCACGCACCCCAAACGCGCCCUGCACCUCGCCUGCGGCGGCCGCCGCGGCUGUGCCGAGCGCGUGUGCACUGCCUGCGCAGCGGCCUGGUACGGCGCCAACCGGCCGGGGCGCGUGCUCAAUACCGCCGCGCUGACCUGUCCGUUCUGCAGGCGGCGGCCGGCGGCCGGGGCGGCGGCGCUGCCGCGCGCGGUCAGGUGUCUUGCGGGGUUGAGGGAGGCGGUGGGGGAGGCGGGGGAGUGGGUGUAUGCGUGGUGUGUGGAUUGUGGCGGGGCGAAGAGGUAUGUGGAGAGGGUUUGUGCGCACGGGGCGCCGGAGGGGGUGGAGGGGUGGCGCUGUGAGGGGUGUGUUGCGGCGGCGGUAGCUGCGGCUGCUGCCGCGGGUGGGGAUGGUGGUGAUGAUGGGGAGGGGGGUGGUGUGAGGCUGGUGGUGAAGGAGUGUCCUGCGUGUGGCGUGGCGACGGAACGCACGGCGGGGUGUGACCAUAUCUCGUGUCCGUGUGGUAAGCAUUGGUGCUUCAACUGUGCGAAGAUGGUGGCGGAUACGUCUGGUGCCGUGUACAAGCACAUGUCGGCGGUGCAUGGUACGUGGUUUGAGGGUGAAGAGGGGGUUGGAGAUUAUGAGGAUUAUGAGUUUGAGGGGGAGGAAGACGGGGAGGGGGAGGAUGAGGUGGUUUGAGUAGCCGGGAGAG